Molecule: messenger RNA, 2094 nt
Organism: Oryzias latipes (Japanese medaka)
Lineage: Eukaryota; Metazoa; Chordata; Actinopteri; Beloniformes; Adrianichthyidae
Gene: zpcx
Product: zona pellucida protein C
Biological process (GO): binding of sperm to zona pellucida; positive regulation of acrosome reaction; egg coat formation
Cellular component (GO): extracellular matrix
Molecular function (GO): acrosin binding
Source: RefSeq, a predicted model, not a curated record
CAGGACUGAUGUUGGAGCUGUUGGCUUGUUUUGAGCCUCACAAUGGGGACACUGCAGUUAUUUCUUAGCAUAGUCUUCUGCCAUAUCAUAUCUGCUGACUCUCACUUGAGAUAUGAUGACGAUUCCGUGGUUUUCCGGGAUUUUGGAGGAGUUUUGGAAAAUGAGUUGUUUCCCUUUGACAGGGACUUAGAACUUCUGCCGUUUAAUGACAUCUUUGGCUCCUGGAGAAGCUGGCCCCCAUCCUUUCCCAUGGACCCUGGAUUCCCUCCUUUCAUGACUGCUCCCAGAGUCCAGGUGUCAUGUGAUGAGCAAAAAUUAACCGUGGUGGUGGACAAAAAAACCUUUGGCCUGACACUCUCUGCAGCGGCCGUGCAGUUGGGUGACUGUCCCAGCAAUACAGAACUGCCGGACCAGUUAGUUUUUUCUUACCAAUUGGAUGAAUGUGGGACUAAAUCUGUGUUGCAGAAUGGUGUAAAGGGCUUUACAAACAAUGUAAACCUCAAUCCCAGGAAGACUCUCCACCCCUGGUGGCAAACUCCACUGACAGUCCGUGUCUCCUGCUUCCCCAGAAGGUUUUAUAGUGAGCCAAGUGUCACUGUUGCACCACCAGUACUUAUGACAAACUUUAACAUUCAAGCCAUGGAUUCAUCCUCGAUCAAACCGUUUGAGUCAAACACUUACAAAAGAGGCCAGGUUAUGAACCUCCAAGUGUCUGCAGAAAUGAGGCCCAAUCAGCAACUCUUUAUCCAUUCCUGCUUUACGUCUGCAUCCCCUGAGCCCCAGACAAAACCCAGACAUGCUGUCAUACUGAAUAAAGGGUGCUCAUCUUCGUUGGGUUCUCCACACCCUGUUGCAUGGUUUACUGGUUCCAAAGCACCAAAUGUGGUCAACUUUGCACUCAAUACAUCUCAUCUAACUUCAGAGCUGUACAUCCACUGCAGUGCCAUCAUCUCAGACCACGGUGUCACCUCUACUUCUAAAUCCUGCAACUAUGAUGCAACUCAAUCUAAAUGGGUGGAGCUGAAUGGAGAUGUCAAUGUCUGUGCCUGCUGUAGCUCAAAGUGCAAAAGCUCUUCAGUCAAGAUCCCCUCUGGCAAUAAGGCAAUUGUCAGCACUGGUCUGUUUGUUGUGGAUGAAGAUGCAAAAACCAAUGCACCUAUGGACUCAGAACCUCAAGCCUCUAGCACAUCUCCAGCUAGGUCAAGCUCUCCUGUUGAAGCUGAAGACGCUGUGUCUGGUUCCCUCUUCCUGCAAAGGGAGCUCCCAUUGUCACAGCAAGGUGUUGUUGUGGUGAGCCAAGAUCCAACUUCCAGACUAACCCUCUGGCUUCCUGGACAGGCAGAUGCUGAAUACGGUAAAGAUAUGACUACUUUGACUGAUGGGUUUUCAGUUCAGUUGUCACCAAAUGGAAACUAUCUAGAAGUGAAGCCCCCAACUGCUAGUUCCAUUCUUCAAUCACCAAGUGAGGCUGCCGAUCCCACAAUGAGUGGGUCUGAAGUUGACAAAUUGUGGGAUAUGAACAUCCAUACAGUGGAUGUCUGGCCAAUUCCAACACAAACUGAAAAUACUGAAGAUUUCCAAAAGCAAAAUGGGUUUGGAAGAUCUACAAGCCCUGAUGAAGCAACGGGUGACUUUCCAAAUGAGAUUGGUGUAAGUCUCCUGUUGCUUGAGCACCCUAAACCACUCCAGAAAAACCAGGUGGAUGUUGUGGAGGAGCCCCCCAAAAAGCAUUUGCCAGAUCAAACGGGUGGGAAAGGCACUAACAAGAGUGACUUCUCCGAAGAGGAACCAUCUGGGAUAAACAUGGAUGAAAUUUUGACUGAAGAAGUUAACCCAAUAAUUCGCUCAAAGCUGGAAUUCUCUAAAGGGCCAGAUGGUUCACAGAAACUGAGUUAUGAGGAAGAGUUGAAUCAAACUGAGGGUAAACUGGUGCAGAGAAGAGCUGCUGGGGAGGAGAGGACAAGAAAAGUGCCCAGGCUGAAGGGUCUGCGCUCAACUUUCAUGUACUUGAUGAGGAAAAUGAAUGAAGGAAAGUGACUGCACCAUCAAGAAAUGUUCAAAUAAACUUGCUGCAACAAAAGUUUUAAACAUGAA